AUGGACGUCCACACCCGCUGGAAAGCGCGCCGCCCGGGCGCCCCGCUGUCGCCGCUGCUGCUGCUGCCGCUGCUGCUGCUGUGGGCGCCGCCCCCGAGCCACGCAGCUCAGCCAGCUGAUCUCCUGAAGGUUCUAGAUUUCCACAAUUUGCCUGAUGGCAUUACGAAGACGACAGGUUUCUGUGCUGCCCGGCGGUCUUCCAAAGGCCCAGACGUCGCUUAUAGAGUCACCAAGGACGCCCAGCUCAGCGCACCCACGAGGCAGCUGUACCCCGCCUCCGCCUUCCCCGAGGACUUCUCCAUCCUCGCCACUGUGAAAGCCAAGAAGGGCAGCCAGGCCUUCCUGGUGUCCAUCUACAACGAGCAGGGAAUUCAGCAGAUCGGCCUGGAACUGGGCCGCUCCCCCGUCUUCCUGUACGAGGACCACACGGGAAAGCCCGGCCCGGAGGACUACCCGCUCUUCCGAGGCAUUAACCUGUCGGAUGGGAAGUGGCACAGAAUUGCUUUCAGCAUCCACAAGAGAAACGUCACCCUGGUCCUAGACUGUAAAAAGAAGAUCACCAAGUCCCUGGACCGCAGCGACCACCCCAUCAUUGAUGUCAACGGCAUCAUUGUCUUUGGCACCAGGAUCCUGGACGAGGAGGUGUUUGAGGGUGACAUCCAGCAGCUUCUCUUCGUCUCUGACCACCGGGCAGCAUACGAUUACUGUGAGCACUACAGUCCCGACUGUGACACCGCGGUCCCCGACACCCCCCAGUCGCAGGACCCCAACCCCGAUGAAUAUUACCCGGAAGGAGAUGGUGAGGGCGAGCCCUAUUACUACGAGUAUCCGUACUAUGAAGACACUGACGACGUGGGGAAGGACCCCACCCCCACCAACAAGCCUGUGGGAGCUGCUCGAGAAACCACGGAGGUUCCCGAGGAGCUGACCCCAGCACCCACGGAAGUUCCUCAGGUGCCCGAAGCCAGCGAGGGGGCCGGAAAGGAGGAUGACCCUGGCAUCGGGGGCAUAGGUGACUAUGACUACGUGCCAAGUGAGGACUACUACACACCUUCCCCGUAUGAGGACAUCAACUACAUCGAGGGCCUGGAGAACCCCGACCAGCCCACCGACACGGGCCUGGAGGCCGAAAUUCCCACCAGCACAGUGGUCACCGGCAACGCAUCCAAUCCAGCACUGUCCCCAGAGGAGGAGAAGGACGACUUUGAAGGGGAGUUCACCGAGGAAACCCUCAAGAAUCUGGAGGAGAACUAUUACGACCCGUACUUCGACCCCACCAUCUCCCCAUCAGAGAUCGGGCCCGGCAUGCCAGCCAAUCAGGACACCAUCUACGAAGGGAUCGGAGGACCACGUGGUGAGAAGGGCCAGAAGGGAGAACCGGCCAUCAUCGAGCCGGGCAUGCUCAUAGAAGGGCCCCCCGGCCCCGAAGGCCCUGCCGGUCUUCCAGGACCUCCAGGAACUACAGGUCCCACGGGCCAAGUGGGUGACCCUGGAGAGAGGGGCCCCCCUGGACGCCCAGGCCUCCCCGGGGCUGACGGCCUGCCUGGCCCUCCUGGGACCAUGCUCAUGCUGCCGUUCCGGUUUGGAGGGGGCGGUGAUGCUGGCUCCAAAGGCCCCAUGGUCUCAGCCCAGGAGUCCCAAGCCCAAGCCAUCCUGCAGCAGGCCCGGUUGGCGCUGCGGGGACCAGCUGGCCCGAUGGGUCUCACUGGCAGACCAGGCCCCAUGGGUCCCCCCGGGAGCGGUGGACUGAAGGGCGAGCCUGGAGACAUGGGGCCUCAGGGCCCCCGAGGUGUGCAGGGCCCACCUGGCCCCUCAGGAAAGCCAGGAAGAAGGGGACGAGCUGGGAGCGACGGAGCAAGAGGAAUGCCUGGACAGACUGGCCCCAAGGGUGACCGUGGCUUUGAUGGCCUGGCCGGAUUGCCGGGGGAGAAGGGCCACCGGGGUGACCCUGGUCCUUCUGGCCCGCCUGGACCCCCGGGAGAAGAUGGAGACAGGGGCGAUGAUGGAGAAGUUGGCCCCCGAGGUCUUCCUGGAGAGCCAGGCCCUCGAGGUCUGCUUGGGCCAAAGGGGCCCCCAGGCCCUCCGGGGCCUCCGGGUGUGACCGGCAUGGACGGCCAGCCUGGUCCGAAAGGAAAUGUGGGCCCACAGGGAGAACCUGGCCCCCCAGGCCAGCAGGGUAAUCCAGGUGCCCAGGGUCUUCCUGGCCCCCAGGGAGCCAUUGGGCCCCCAGGAGACAAGGGACCCUUGGGAAAACCAGGGCUUCCAGGGAUGCCUGGCGCUGAUGGACCACCGGGACACCCCGGUAAAGAAGGUCCCCCCGGAGAGAAAGGAGGACAGGGUCCACCUGGCCCUCAAGGUCCAAUUGGCUACCCAGGCCCCCGAGGAGUCAAGGGCGCAGACGGCAUCCGCGGCUUGAAGGGCACCAAGGGCGAGAAGGGUGAAGACGGCUUUCCUGGGUUUAAAGGAGACAUGGGCAUCAAAGGGGACCGGGGAGAGAUCGGCCCUCCUGGUCCUCGUGGAGAAGACGGCCCUGAAGGUCCGAAGGGCCGAGGAGGUCCAAAUGGUGACCCUGGCCCCCUGGGGCCCACUGGGGAGAAGGGGAAGCUUGGAGUCCCCGGACUGCCUGGCUACCCAGGAAGACAAGGACCCAAGGGCUCCGUUGGAUUUCCCGGAUUUCCUGGUGCCAAUGGAGAGAAGGGAGGCAGGGGCACCCCUGGAAAGCCAGGACCGAGGGGACAGCGUGGCCCAACGGGUCCGAGGGGAGAGAGAGGCCCGAGGGGCAUCACGGGGAAGCCUGGUCCCAAGGGUAACUCUGGAGGUGACGGCCCAGCUGGCCCCCCUGGAGAGCGGGGACCCAAUGGACCUCAAGGACCCACAGGAUUUCCUGGACCCAAAGGCCCCCCUGGUCCCCCAGGCAAGGAUGGACUCCCAGGACAUCCUGGACAGAGAGGCGAGACCGGCUUCCAAGGCAAGACUGGCCCUCCAGGUCCUCCCGGCGUGGUCGGCCCACAGGGUCCCACGGGAGAGACUGGCCCCAUGGGCGAGCGUGGCCACCCUGGGCCCCCAGGACCCCCUGGCGAGCAGGGGCUCCCAGGAGCUGCUGGAAAGGAAGGGACGAAGGGUGACCCUGGCCCUGCUGGCAUCCCCGGGAAAGAUGGGCCCCCCGGACUGCGUGGCUUCCCUGGGGACAGAGGACUUCCUGGCCCUGUGGGAGCUCUUGGGCUGAAAGGCAACGAAGGCCCGCCCGGCCCACCGGGGCCCGCGGGAUCUCCAGGAGAGCGAGGUCCUGCUGGUGCUGCUGGCCCCAUCGGGAUCCCGGGGCGUCCUGGGCCCCAGGGCCCUCCAGGACCGGCUGGAGAGAAAGGUGCCCCUGGUGAGAAAGGGCCACAAGGUCCAGCCGGCCGAGACGGUCUCCAAGGCCCUGUGGGUCUUCCUGGCCCAGCAGGUCCUGUGGGUCCCCCCGGAGAAGAUGGAGACAAGGGCGAGAUCGGAGAGCCUGGACAGAAAGGGAGCAAGGGGGACAAGGGCGAGCAGGGUCCCCCUGGGCCUACAGGUCCUCAAGGCCCCAUCGGACAGCCAGGCCCCUCCGGGGCAGACGGCGAGCCUGGGCCUCGGGGCCAGCAGGGCCUUUUUGGGCAGAAAGGUGACGAAGGACCACGCGGUUUCCCAGGCCCUCCGGGGCCCGUGGGGCUGCAGGGCUUGCCGGGACCUCCAGGCGAGAAGGGCGAGACCGGAGACGUGGGCCAGAUGGGCCCCCCAGGACCCCCUGGCCCCCGAGGACCAUCUGGAUCUCCAGGUGCUGAUGGACCCCAAGGCCCUCCAGGUGGCAUCGGAAACCCUGGCGCAGUUGGAGAGAAGGGUGAGCCUGGUGAGGCUGGAGAACCCGGACUUCCAGGAGAAGGGGGCCCCCCGGGACCAAAAGGUGAGAGGGGAGAGAAGGGCGAGUCAGGCCCCUCUGGCGCUGCUGGACCCCCCGGACCCAAAGGACCCCCUGGAGAUGACGGCCCCAAAGGCAGCCCGGGCCCUGUGGGCUUCCCUGGAGAUCCUGGUCCUGCUGGAGAGCCUGGCCCGGCGGGGCAAGACGGUCCACCUGGUGACAAAGGAGAUGACGGCGAGCCUGGGCAGACGGGAUCCCCAGGCCCGACUGGUGAGCCAGGUCCAUCUGGGCCACCUGGAAAAAGGGGUCCCCCCGGUCCUGCAGGCCCCGAAGGCAGACAGGGCGAGAAAGGAGCCAAGGGAGAAGCCGGCUUGGAGGGCCCUCCUGGGAAGACUGGCCCCAUUGGCCCCCAGGGGGCACCAGGGAAGCCUGGUCCUGACGGCCUGCGGGGGAUACCCGGACCUGUGGGUGAACAAGGUCUCCCCGGAUCCCCAGGCCCAGAUGGUCCCCCCGGCCCUAUGGGUCCCCCUGGACUCCCUGGCCUCAAAGGAGACUCAGGUCCCAAGGGUGAAAAGGGUCAUCCAGGCUUGAUCGGACUCAUCGGGCCCCCGGGUGAGCAAGGCGAGAAGGGUGACCGCGGGCUCCCCGGCCCACAGGGCUCGUCCGGCCCCAAAGGGGAGCAGGGCAUCACUGGUCCUUCAGGCCCCAUCGGUCCCCCAGGGCCCCCUGGCUUGCCGGGUCCCCCUGGUCCAAAAGGUGCUAAAGGUUCCUCAGGUCCCACUGGCCCAAAGGGUGAGGCAGGCCAGCCAGGACCCCCCGGCCUCCCGGGCCCCCCGGGCGAGGUCAUCCAGCCCCUGCCGAUCCAGGCGUCCAGAACGCGGAGGAACAUAGACGCGAGCCAGAUGCUGGACGAAGGGAACGCUGAGAACUACAUGGACUACGCCGACGGCAUGGAGGAGAUCUUCGGCUCCCUCAACUCCCUCAAGCUGGAGAUCGAGCAGAUGAAGCGGCCGCUGGGCACGCAGCAGAACCCUGCCCGCACCUGCAAGGACCUGCAGCUGUGCCACCCCGACUUCCCGGAUGGUGAAUAUUGGGUGGACCCCAACCAAGGAUGCUCUCGGGACUCCUUCAAAGCUUACUGCAACUUCACAGCUGGUGGAGACACGUGCGUCUUCCCCGACAAGAAGUCCGAGGGGGCCAGAAUCACUUCUUGGCCCAAAGAGAACCCCGGUUCCUGGUUCAGUGAAUUCAAGCGUGGUAAACUGCUCUCAUACGUGGACGCCGAGGGCAACCCCGUGGGCGUGGUGCAGAUGACCUUCCUGCGGCUGCUGAGCGCCUCUGCCCACCAGAACAUCACCUACAACUGCUACCAGUCGGUCGCCUGGCAGGACGCCGCCACGGGCAGCUACGACAAGGCCAUCCGCUUCCUGGGCUCCAACGAUGAGGAGAUGUCCUAUGACAACAGCCCCUACAUCCGGGCUCUGGUGGACGGCUGUGCGACGAGGAAAGGCUACCAGAAGACUGUGCUAGAGCUCGACACCCCCAAAGUGGAGCAGGUCCCCAUCGUGGACAUCAUGUUCAAUGACUUCGGGGAGGCGUCGCAGAAGUUUGGGUUUGAAGUGGGGCCAGCGUGCUUCAUGGGCUAG
Molecule: messenger RNA, 5523 nt
Organism: Elephantulus edwardii (Cape elephant shrew)
Lineage: Eukaryota; Metazoa; Chordata; Mammalia; Macroscelidea; Macroscelididae
Gene: COL5A1
Product: collagen, type V, alpha 1
Exons: 66
Coding region: 1-5523 (1840 amino acids)
Molecular function (GO): extracellular matrix structural constituent
Source: RefSeq, a predicted model, not a curated record